Messenger RNA from Hippocampus zosterae (dwarf seahorse), 2397 nucleotides. RefSeq names its product N-acylsphingosine amidohydrolase 2 (gene asah2). NCBI's taxonomy places the organism in Eukaryota, Metazoa, Chordata, Actinopteri, Syngnathiformes, Syngnathidae. The transcript has 21 exons. Bases 99 to 2306 code for a protein of 735 amino acids. The record is from RefSeq and is a predicted model, not a curated record. Gene Ontology annotation, biological process: sphingosine biosynthetic process; long-chain fatty acid biosynthetic process; ceramide catabolic process. Gene Ontology annotation, molecular function: N-acylsphingosine amidohydrolase activity. Gene Ontology annotation, cellular component: extracellular region.
ACAACCUUGAACUUUGCCCGGGAAGCGCACGAUAUCGCCGGCCGCUGCGAAACUCGCCGCCAGCCAUCGAGCGCCGAGUCACGCUUUGACCCCACAAGAUGGCCGCCGGGAAAGCUUGCGUUCUGUCCAUGCUGGAGGCGACGCUGGCCGUCCUCUUCGUGGUCAUGACGGCCGUCAGCGUUGCUCUCAUCGCCAUGACGGCAACGCGCACCGCAACCACCUGUCCUGCCCCGACUCCUCCUCCCAGUCCAGAACCAACAUUCCGGAUUGGAGUCGGACGCGCCGACUGCACCGGACCGCCCGCCGAACUCCCCCUGAUGGGCUACGCCAACCCUCAGCAGACGGCUGCGGGCAUUCACACCCGUUUGUUCAGUCGCGCCUUCAUCAUCGACGACGGCCGCCGUCGGGUCGUCUUUGUCGCCGUGGACGUGGGAAUGGUCUCGCAGAGGUUGAGGCUGGAGGUCCUAAAGGCCCUGCAGGUGAAAUACGGCAACCAGUACCGGCAGGACAACGUGGUCCUGAGCGGCACGCACACGCACUCGGGCCCGGCCGGCUACUUCCAGUACACGCUCUUCAUGAUGAGCAGCAAAGGCUACCUCAAGGCGUCCAUCCAACCGUUGGUCAAAGGCAUCGUCAAAAGUAUAGACCGAGCCCACGACACCGUGCGGCCAGGGCGGAUCUACAAAAACCGAGGGCGCGUGGACGCCAGCAGCGUCAACCGAAGUCCUCACUCCUACCGGAACAACCCGCAGGACGAGCGAAACAGGUAUGAAGACGACGUGGACAGGGACAUUGUGCUCGUCAAGUUCACCGACGCGGACGGAGACGGCAUCGGCAUGCUCAGCUGGUUCGCCGUGCACGCGGUCAGCAUGAAGACGACCAAUCGUCUGGUGAGCAGCGACAACCUGGGCUACGCCGCCUACCUGAUGGAGAACCACAAGAACCCCGCAGCGCUACCGGGACAGGGAGCUUUCGUGGCUGCUUUCUCCUCCAGUAACCUCGGCGACGUGAGUCCAAACAUCGAAGGUCCUCACUGUGUUAACUCUGGAUUAGCCUGCGACUACUUGAACAGCUCGUGUCCUGACGGAGGGACUAAAGAGUGUCAAGCGUUUGGACCCGGAGAGGACAUGUUUGACAGCACCAGAAUCAUCGGACACAACAUCUUCAAGAAGGCUAGGGAACUUUACGCCGAUGCGGUUGAGGAAGUGACGGGCUUCAUUCAUUCAGCUCAUCAGUGGGUCAACAUGACGGACGUCGCGGUUUACGUCAAUGAUACGCACGCGGUGAGCACGUGCAAGCCGGCGCUGGGUCACAGUUUUGCAGCGGGCACCACAGACGGAGGAGGAGACCUCAACUUCACUCAAGGGGCGGUGGAGGGCGACCCGUUUUGGGACGGCAUCCGCGACACCCUCCUGGGCCGGCCGUCCAAUCAGACGCAGGAAUGUCACCGGCCCAAACCGAUACUGUUCAGCACGGGAGAGAUGAACUGGCCGUUGCCAUGGCACCCGGAAAUCAUUGACGUGCAGAUCGUCACCGUCGGAUCCGUCGCGGUUGUCGCUGUUCCCGGGGAGAUGACCACCAUGGCGGGCAGAAGGUUGAGAGAAGCUGUACAGCAGGCACUUCAGUCGAACGGAGAAUUCUCGGGCGUGGAUGUGGUGAUUGCAGGCCUAAGCAAUGUGUACACGCACUACAUAAGCACAUAUGAGGAGUACCAGGUUCAGAGGUACGAGGGCGCCUCAACCAUCUACGGCCCGCACACGCUUAGCGCGUACAACCUGAAAUUCGGCGACUUGGCGCGCGCCAUCGCUCGGGACCAAGUUGGGUCGCUCCCACCCGGUCCGCCGCCUCCGUUCUUUCAGAAGAAUCUUUUCAACCUGAUGGCCGCAGCGGCGAUUGACAGGAAACCGGUCAACAGCAGCUUUGGAGACGUCCUGGAGCAGGUACUUCCCAUCUACAGACAGGGUGACGUGGUGUCCGUCACCUUUGUGGCAGGAAACCCCAGACACUCGGGAGACGUGAGAGACCAAAACUUUGUGGCCGUGGAGAUGCACGACAACGACAGCGACACCUGGACGCUGGUCCACAGCGACGCGUCGUGGGAGACCAGGUUCAGCUGGCUGAAAGGCUCCGAUCGGCAGAGCAACGCCACGGUGGAGUGGCACAUCCCGACAAACGCCGCCGCAGCGUCCUACAGGAUCAAACACUUUGGACACUACAAGAGCAUGAAAGGCCUGCGACCGGUCAUCACGCCCUACCAGGGCACGUCCGACGUCUUUCGGGUCAUCAGUACUUUUUACUCCUCGUGAGCACUUACGUCUUGUCCUCUUUGGAUGCAGCAAUUCCGACUCUUCAUGCCAAUUAAAUCACUUUGGAAGCAAUCACGCCAGCAUGCUUGUU